GAAAAGCACAAGCGCGGUUUGGAGCUUUUGGAUAAAAGAAAAUCCAAGCAGUUACUUUUGAUUGAAGCUGCAUCAAACAGUUGCAAGAACAACGACUUUUUCAGGGAAUUAUGCGAUGUAUUGGUUUCAACUGAUAUUCCGAUUAGUAAAAUAAACAACAUUAAACUGAAAAGUUUUUUGAAAACUUACACAGGGCGUAAGAUACCCGACGAAUCGACUCUGCGAAAAAACUACUUACCGCUGUGCUAUGAGGCAACGAUAAAUAAUAUAAGAAACUGCACUGCCGGCAAACAAAUUUUUGUAUCAAUCGACGAAACAAGCGACGUGGAAGGCCGUUAUAUUGCCAACGUUAUAGUUGGCACCAUGGAGCGAGAAGAACCAUGCCAGACAUUCCUUCUUACAUGUGAGAUGAUCAAAAAAGUUAACCACACCACCAUAUGCCAGCUUUUUGAUAAAUCAAUGACUUUACUUUGGCCAGAAGGUGUUCGACAUGAUGACGUCUUGCUCUUUGUGACAGAUGCUGCUCCCUACAUGGUCAAAGCAGGAAAAUCUAUUAACAGUUUUUAUCCUAAAAUGAUACACCUAACGUGCCUAGCUCACGCUUUACACAGGGUCGCGGAGGAAGUACGAUCAAUAUUUCCAGUCGUUGAUGGGCUCAUAUCAAAAACAAAAAAGGUUUUUAUCAAGGCACCAUCACGAAAAGAUCAAUUUAAAAUGAUUGCACCUGGUGUGCCGUUCCCUCCAGAGCCUGUAAUCACCCGUUGGGGUACGUUGUUAAGUGCAUGUGCAUACUACUGCGAACAUUUUGAGGCAGUGAAAAAUGUUAUAAAUUCGUUUAAUAGCCUUGAUGCAAGGGCCAUUGAAGAGGCGCAGCUACUUUUUUCAAAUGAUGAACUGAAGGGUCAACUAGCCUAUAUAAGAGCAAAUUUUUCAUGUAUUUCAAAAACGAUAGAAUCCCUUCAGUCGAAACAUUUAUCUUUAGAAGUGGGUGUAAAUUUGAUUGAAGAUCUUAAAAGCAAAUUAAGUACUGUGCAUGGCGUAGCCGCUAACAAAGUAUAUUGUAAAUUAAAUCAAGUGCUAGGUAAAAAUGUUGGGUACAAAAGUUUAAAGUCAAUUGCUAAUGUUUUGAAUGGUGAAAAUUUUAACACAACACAUUUUAAUGCUUUGGCUUUAAACGACAUUGUCUUGUACAAGACUAAGCGCUUAACUAAAUUGCUAUUUGAAGAGAGUGUAUUGGCGAUGGUGGUUGACGACAGCAACCACACGCGCAAUAAGAAAAAAGCUAGUGAAUGUGAAAUUGAAAACAGCGCUCAGCGUUUGGGCUGA
Molecule: messenger RNA, 1326 nt
Organism: Rhagoletis pomonella (apple maggot)
Lineage: Eukaryota; Metazoa; Arthropoda; Insecta; Diptera; Tephritidae
Exons: 3
Coding region: 364-1326 (320 amino acids)
Source: RefSeq, a predicted model, not a curated record